CCGGCGUUGGCCAAUACUUUUGGGUCAAGUUCAAGCGGAGCUGGAAGAUGUUACGUCAAGGGAAAUUGAAUGUCCGACGAACUCAUGGAAGCAGCUCCGCCGGGUGUUGGACAGGCUCAGCCGCAGCGUCAUUCUUUUUAGUUCACACCACCACCGUCGUCGACGACGACGACGAACCCGCUCUUUCACUUCAAUGGCUGGCCGACCUGACCCUAGGAGUCAGGAGGGCGCAUACGUCUCGCCUUCGCCAUCCUCGGACCCGCACGAUCCCUUCAGCAAUGGACACGAUCCCCGCUACUACGAUAACGAUUCGGACAACAAUGACUAUGGCCGUCGCGACACUUAUACUUCAGACAGCAGCAACCAUGGCAUGAACGACGACGACCGCUACUACGACCACCAUGGAGCAUAUGACCCCUACGGCCCACAACCCGACACAGAUUCCGACGUAGAUGUCUAUGGGCAGAAAUAUGCCCCGUCUGCUGAAUCGCUUGGGCCUGCGCGAGUGGGCGUCUCAGAGUCCUCAACACCCACUUUUGUCGACCAUGGGCCUGCAGGCGCACGCGAGGCAUAUCCUGCGUGGGGUGCAGAGCGGCAAAUCCCGUUGUCCAAGGAAGAAAUUGAGGAUAUCUUCCUCGAUCUCACGCAGAAGUUUGGAUUUCAGCGGGAUUCAAUGCGGAAUAUGUUCGACUUCACAAUGCAACUCCUAGAUAGCCGCGCUUCACGCAUGUCGCCCAACCAAGCGCUUCUGACACUCCAUGCAGACUAUAUUGGUGGACAGCAUGCAAAUUACCGCAAGUGGUAUUUUGCGGCACAGCUUGAUCUCGACGAUGCUGUAGGACACACUCAGAACCCGGGCUUGCAACGUUUAAAAUCGGUCAAGAGUCGGGGGCCGAAGAACGUACAUGAGAAGUCAUUGAAUAGUGCACUAGACCGAUGGAGGCAGGCUAUGAACAACAUGAGCCAGUACGACCGCAUGCGACAAAUCGCACUCUACGUCCUUCUGUGGGGCGAGGCAGCACAGGUUCGAUUUGUGCCCGAAUGUCUUUGCUUUAUUUUCAAAUGCGCGGACGACUACUACCGAUCUCCCGAGUGCCAGAACAGGAUAGACCCCGUGCCCGAAGGUCUCUAUCUUCGAUCCGUCAUCAAACCUCUUUAUCGGUUUAUUCGUGACCAAGGGUAUGAGGUUGUCGAUGGUAGGUUCGUGCGGCGGGAAAAGGACCACGAGAGCAUCAUUGGGUACGACGACGUCAAUCAACUCUUUUGGUACCCUGAAGGCAUCGCUCGCAUCACGCUUACUGAUAAGACCCGUCUCGUGGAUCUACCCCCGUCAGCACGAUUCAUGAAGUUCGACCGGAUCGACUGGAAUCGUGCCUUUUUCAAGACGUAUUACGAGAAGCGAUCGUUCGGUCACCUUCUCGUGAACUUCAAUCGGAUAUGGGUCAUACACAUUGCGAUGUAUUGGUUCUAUACUGCAUACAACUCGCCAACCAUCUACAACGGUGAUCGCUCUACUGCUAUGCGAUGGUCAGCGACUGCACUCGGUGGUGCCGUUGCGACAAUCAUAAUGAUAUGUGCAACACUGGCUGAAUUUUCUUACAUUCCGACAACAUGGAACAACACCUCACAUCUGACUCGGCGCCUUCUCUUCCUCGCGGUCACCCUGGCACUGACAGCUGGUCCUACGUUCUAUAUCGCUAUUGCGGAGAGUAAUUCUCCUGGAGGUUCACUCGCCCUCAUCCUCGGUAUCGUGCAGUUUUUCAUCUCGGUCGUUGCCACCCUCUUGUUCGCCAUUCUGCCAUCUGGACGAAUGUUCGGAGACCGAGUAGCAGGCAAAUCGCGGAAGUAUCUAGCCAGUCAAACCUUCACGGCGAGUUACCCAACACUGACACCAACGGCACGCAUGGCUUCUAUUCUGCUCUGGGCCCUCGUAUUUGGCUGCAAGUUCACCGAAUCCUACUUCUUCCUCACGCAAGGCUUCCGUGACCCCAUUCGUGUCAUGGUGCACAUGAGGGUACGAGGGUGCAAUGACAAGUACUUCGGCAAUGCGCUUUGCAGGAAUCAAGCCGCUUUUACUCUCACGAUCAUGUACCUCAUGGAUCUCGUCCUGUUCUUCCUGGAUACCUUCUUGUGGUGGAUCAUUUGGAAUACGGUCUUCAGUAUCGCACGGUCUUUCGCUCUUGGUCUAUCGAUCUGGACACCCUGGAAAGACAUCUACACUAGACUACCGAAGAGGAUUUAUGCAAAGUUGUUGGCCACGGGCGAUAUGGAAGUUCGUUACAAGCCAAAGGUCCUCGUUUCGCAAAUAUGGAACGCGAUCAUCAUCUCCAUGUAUCGGGAACAUCUGCUCUCCAUCGACCACGUCCAGAAGCUCCUAUAUCACCAAGUUGAUGCAGGUCAAGAUGGAAGGCGGAGUCUGCGGGCACCGCCCUUCUUCAUUUCACAGAGUGAUAAGGGCCUACAGGGCGAGUUUUUCCCACCGGGGAGUGAAGCCGAACGUCGCAUUUCGUUCUUUGCGCAGUCACUUACCACUGCUAUACCGGAGCCUCUUCCCGUUGAUGCUAUGCCUACGUUCACUGUUCUGACGCCUCACUACAGCGAAAAGAUCCUGCUGUCAUUGCGCGAGAUCAUCCGCGAGGAGGACCAGAAUACUCGAGUCACACUGCUGGAGUAUCUCAAGCAAUUACACUCGGUCGAAUGGGAGAAUUUCGUGAAGGAUACCAAAAUCCUUGCAGAGGAAUCUGAAAUGUACAAUGGUCCAAGUCCAUUCGGCGCUACCGACGAGAAGGGUCAGUCAAAGGCUGACGACCUUCCAUUCUACUGCAUCGGAUUCAAGAGCGCUGCUCCUGAGUUCACCCUUCGCACACGUAUCUGGGCUUCUCUGCGAGCGCAGACACUUUAUCGAACUGUCUCUGGCAUGAUGAACUAUGCGAAGGCAAUCAAACUGCUCUACCGUGUUGAAAACCCAGAGGUGGUGCAGCUUUUUGGUGGCAACACGGAUAAGCUCGAACGUGAACUGGAGCGGAUGGCCCGACGGAAAUUCAAGUUCGUUGUGUCGAUGCAACGGUAUUCCAAGUUCAGCCGGGAAGAACAAGAGAAUGCGGAAUUUCUCCUUCGUGCGUAUCCUGACCUACAAAUUGCGUACUUGGAAGAAGAGCCGCCACGCAAGGAGGGAGGCGACCCUAGGUUGUUCUCUGCCCUUAUUGAUGGUCACUCUGAAUUCAUUCCUGAGACCGGACGUCGACGACCUAAAUUCCGAAUUGAGCUUCCUGGUAAUCCCAUUCUUGGCGAUGGAAAGUCGGACAAUCAGAAUCACGCGAUCAUUUUCUACCGUGGCGAGUACCUUCAACUCAUCGAUGCCAACCAGGAUAACUACCUCGAGGAAUGUCUCAAGAUUCGUAACGUCCUCGGAGAGUUUGAAGAGUAUGCUGUGUCCAGCCAAAGUCCGUAUGCUCAAUGGGGCCAGAAGGACUUCAAAAGAGCCCCCGUUGCUAUUGUUGGUGCUCGCGAGUAUAUCUUCUCCGAGAACAUUGGUAUCCUUGGUGACUUAGCUGCCGGCAAGGAACAGACGUUCGGUACCCUCUCUGCUCGUUCAUUAGCCUGGAUCGGUGGAAAGCUUCACUACGGUCAUCCUGAUUUCCUGAAUGCCAUCUACAUGACCACCCGUGGCGGUGUGUCGAAGGCGCAGAAAGGUCUGCACCUCAAUGAAGAUAUCUACGCUGGUAUGAACGCAUUCGGCCGUGGUGGACGCAUCAAGCACACGGAAUACUACCAGUGCGGAAAGGGUCGUGAUCUCGGUUUUGGCACCAUCCUCAAUUUCCAGACGAAGAUCGGUACUGGUAUGGGCGAGCAGAUGCUUAGUCGAGAGUACUAUUACCUUGGUACCCAGCUCCCUAUCGACCGUUUCUUGACGUUCUACUAUGGCCACCCGGGUUUCCACAUCAACAACAUGUUGGUUAUCCUCUCGGUUCAAAUCUUCGUUUUGACCAUGGUAUUCUUGGGUACGCUGAAGGGUCAACUGACUAUAUGCCAAUAUACCUCCUCGGGCGAAUUCAUCGGGACGCCGGGCUGCUACAACCUCACUCCUGUCUUCCAGUGGAUUGACCGCAGCAUCAUCAGUAUCUUCCUUGUAUUCAUGAUCGCAUUCUUACCGCUAUUCUUGCAAGAAUUGGUGGAGCGUGGAACGGGCAAGGCCAUUCUGCGUCUGACAAAGCACUUCGGCUCAGCAUCGCCAGCAUUCGAAGUGUUCUCUACACAGAUCUCCUCCCACUCCAUUGUGAGCAACCUGACAUUCGGUGGUGCUCGUUACAUCGCCACGGGUCGUGGUUUCGCGACCACAAGGAACUCCUUCUGUAUCCUCUUCUCACGCUUCGCCGGGCCGAGCAUUUAUAUGGGGAUGAGAACCCUCGUCAUGUUGCUCUAUGUCACGCUCACAUUGUGGACUGGUUGGAUAACCUAUUUCUGGGUUUCUAUUUUGUCUCUCUGCAUUGCGCCGUUCCUCUUUAACCCUCAUCAAUUCUCUGCUGCGGACUUCAUCAUUGACUACAGGGAGUUCCUCAGAUGGAUGAAUCGUGGCAACUCACGUACACACAAGAACUCAUGGAUCGGCUACUGUCGUUUGUCCAGGACGAUGAUCACUGGGUACAAGAAGAAGAGACUUGGUCACCCCUCAGAAAAACUGUCCGGGGACGUUCCUCGUGCCCGCUGGCGUGCGGUCAUCUUUUCAGAGAUUGUCUUCCCGAUCGUCAUGGCCAUCUUGUUCACCAUUGCCUAUAUGUUCGUCAAAUCCUUCCCUGACCGGGAUGGCAGACAACCACCAAGUCCUCUCAUUCGGAUUGCUGUUGUGUCACUUGGUCCCAUCGUCUGGAAUGCUGCGGUUCUUCUCGUGCAGUUCCUAUUCUCCUUGUUCCUAGGACCAAUCCUCAACGCGUCGCUCCCCAUCUUCGGCUCUGCCAUGGCGUUCAUUGCUCACUCUCUGGGUGUCUUGGGCAUGAUUGCAUUCUUUGAAUUCUUCUGGUUCCUGGAACUUUGGAACGUCGCCCACGCCGUUUUGGGUCUCAUCGCCGUCAUCCACAUCCAGCGUGCGGUCCACAAGGUGCUAAUUGCGGUAUUCUUGUCUCGGGAGUUCAAGCAUGAUGAGACCAAUCUUGCGUGGUGGACUGGUAAAUGGUACGGACGAGGUCUCGGUAAUCACGCGAUGUCUCAGCCUGCUCGAGAAUUCAUCGUCAAGAUCAUUGAACUCUCCCUUUGGAGCUCGGAUUUCCUUAUCGGCCAUUUCUUACUCUUCAUCUUAACACCUCCAAUCCUGAUACCCUACAUUGACCGGUUGCACUCAACGCUACUCUUCUGGCUACGGCCGUCGAAGCAGAUUCGUGCACCGUUGUAUUCUUUGAAGCAGAAGCGACAGCGUCGCUGGAUUGUAAGUUUCGGCUUCUUCCGGAGGCUCUUCCAACGACUGACAAUUCAUACAGGUAAUCAAAUAUGGCCUCGUAUAUGUGCUUGCCAUAGUGAUAUUCGCGGCACUCAUCACAAUUCCUCUGAUUUUCCGUAAUCAUCUUCGCGUUAACUGCAGUAUCUGCGAAGACAUUUGAUGGACACUUUUCAGCAUACGAUAUAUAUCCUUACCAUAGACUAUCAGCAUUUGUACGCUUUUUUUACAGUCAUCUUUAACGCAGACGGACUCUAGCUCUACAUAUCUUUCAUAUGUCGUCAAUAGGCAGGCCAUGGACUUUCAUGCUUUUCUUUUGGACUAUUCAUUUCAAUAUCUAAUCCGUAGGUUGCCCGUUAUUUAUUCCUUCUAUGGUUGACGUUCGGGCAAAUACAUUCGACCGCAUCCGUGCCAUCAUCCAUGUCUACCUUUGACCCCGAAGCAUUCGCUGUUGUUCCAUGCAGCUAUGUCACUGACCGUGAUUUGAAAGUUUGACGACUCUUGCUCGACUACCGCCGAGAUAAUGGGUCCAAAUGGUCAAGAGAAUCCUGAAACCCCAAUAUCCUAAUCCUAAAUUACAAUGACGAGAGCGACACUUGUAACGGAAAUUGCUGCGCUGAGUGUUGGAACAAGCCUGAAUCAGAAACUUGGGUAGCACUGACCGGAUCCACCUUUGGCACGCUGCAAGGUACAUGAACAACAAGCGAUACUGGAUUCAAUCGACCACUGUCUGAUACUCUAGAAGAACCAAACUCCUAUGAGUGUCGACAUGCCAUCCCGUCGUGCAUUUAGCUCUUUGUUUCAUAACGAUGCAGAGAUUGAUUUUGCAUGCGAGGAGAAUGCUUCUGUAUUGUAGGUAGCGACGACGACGAGGAGCUGUACAGGAGCGUCGUAUACAUCCACGAGUAACUGGUUGUCUGAUACAUAAUGGUUAUGCUCAUGUCACCGUUGUCUUCCCUUCCUACAUACUC
Molecule: messenger RNA, 6399 nt
Organism: Somion occarium
Lineage: Eukaryota; Fungi; Basidiomycota; Agaricomycetes; Polyporales; Cerrenaceae
Source: the annotation of a GenBank genome assembly